Molecule: messenger RNA, 598 nt
Organism: Hordeum vulgare subsp. vulgare (domesticated barley)
Lineage: Eukaryota; Viridiplantae; Streptophyta; Magnoliopsida; Poales; Poaceae
Exons: 3
Coding region: 172-381 (69 amino acids)
Source: RefSeq, a predicted model, not a curated record
GGCCCAGCUGACCCAACAACCCCCCUCACCCUCUCGUCCCCCUCUUCUUCCCUUCCCUUCCUCGUCCCUUCCAGGUCACGACGCUACCCCCAAAUCCCCAGCCUCCAGAUCCACCCGCCGCCGCCGGCAACCCCGUCGCUUCCCGGCCCCUGCGCGCCCCAGCCAGCCAGGAUGGCGCACGAAGAGGCACCAUUUUACCCACGUGAGAAGCUUGUUCAGAAGCAGCAGUAUUUCCAGAACUUGAGCAAGCAUAUCCACCUUAAAGGCCGUUACGAUGCGGUCAUCUCCGUUGCCAUUCCCCUUGCGCUUGCUGGCUCCAGCUUGUUCAUGAUUGGUCGUGGGAUCUACAACAUGUCUAACGGGAUCGGGAAAAAGGAGUGAAUUUCUGUCGGUUUUGCUAGUAUCUCAGGAAGCGGCAUGGAAGCGAUACUGCCCAAGCUAUGAUGCCAUCUUCGUUUGCAAAUAAUAUUGUCAGAGAAAGACUGAGUUCAUUUCCAGUUCUCUUUUGUUGGUAUUUGUGGAUAUUUGAUGUCAGCAAAUUGAUGCUAAACUGGCAAUGAUGAUUCUAUAACAUUGGCAUCAUUAUCCUUUCUGUUAA